Messenger RNA from Uranotaenia lowii, 1153 nucleotides. RefSeq names its product mediator of RNA polymerase II transcription subunit 7 (gene MED7). NCBI's taxonomy places the organism in Eukaryota, Metazoa, Arthropoda, Insecta, Diptera, Culicidae. Gene Ontology annotation, molecular function: transcription coregulator activity. The transcript is spliced from 2 exons. The coding region runs from base 181 to 846 and encodes 221 amino acids. The record is from RefSeq and is a predicted model, not a curated record. Gene Ontology annotation, cellular component: mediator complex; core mediator complex. Gene Ontology annotation, biological process: regulation of transcription by RNA polymerase II.
AAUGUUUUUAAACGUCAAACGUCGCAGUAUAAAAAGAAAAUUCGGGUUUACAUUCGUUCGUUUUUCUGAAAGAAUAAAUUAAAGUUUUUUCUUGUAAAACUCGUUACAACUGGAGUAAAUAUCGCUUGACGGUUUCGUAAUAGCCGGUUUAAGUGAAGUCCGGUUCCAAAACACCGAAAAAUGGCCAACGCAGACACCAUCCAAGUGAGUUCGCUUCCCCUUCCACCAGCCCAGUACAUCAAUCUAUACACGGAUGAAAACAUCCGGAAGAAUCGGGCUCCGAAGCCUCCGCCACCAAUUCAGGACUCGUACACCAUGUUCGGCAAUCCGUUCAGCAACGACGAUAACAUUAUUCGGCCUCUCGAAGCCCAAGGUUUCAAGCGGCUCUACCCACAGCAUUUCGACCGGCGGAAGGAGCUCAAGAAGCUGAAUCACUCGCUGCUGGUCAACUUUCUGGACCUUAUCGAUCUGCUGGUACACUACCCGGACAGUCCCCGACGGGCGGAAAAGAUUGAAGAUCUGAGUCUGUUGUUCGUGCACAUUCAUCAUCUGUUGAACGAGUUUCGUCCGCACCAGGCACGAGAAACGCUCCGGGUGAUGAUGGAACUGCAGAAACGGCAACGGAUAGAGACGACCCAGCGGUUUCAGAACCACCUGGAGAAGGUGCGGGAACUGGUGAAGAAUGCAUUUGCUUCGCUGCCGGAUCUGACCGAUGCCGAUCGGUUAGCGAGCGGCACCGUAGAGCAGAUGGACACCGGUGACGAUGGGGACGUCGGGAAGGGCCGUGGCGAAGGAUGCCAUCCGUUGGAUCGGCUGAUGUGCGAUCUGGUCGAUUCCUCGAUGUGAAUUGUUUCCGGUAAUGGUUUUUUUUGUUUGUUUUUGCCGCAACUUUCUUCCUCCUUCUCAACCAACGCCAAUGAUGGAUCUGAAGGCAAAUUAAAGUGUUGUCUAUUUUUCCGGAUGUCUGCAAUUCUAGAAAGCUCGAAUCAGGUCGAGGCUCGACGUUUGGUGUCUGUUCGAUUUUCCUUUUUAGGACAACCCUGCCGGUUAGAUUGACUUUGUUUUGACUUUUUGUUCUCAUUGCGCCGCCCUGAAGGAAUCGAGUAGCACAACUGUUCGCCGUUAGCUCUACAUACUUACAUAUUCAAACUCU